AUGAAGACCUACAUGAUACUUUUUCUCACCUUUACAUUGGCGUAUUGCCAAUCUCUGAACAACGAAUAUCUUCCACCAAAAGAAGCUGCUGCUGGGGGUGGUGCUGGUGCUGGAUAUCCCAAAGGUGGUCCCAGUACACCUCAAAACCUGGACGACCUCGCUGCUAAAUUCGGUUAUUCCAGAUCAUGCGCCAGCUGUAUCAAUCCUGCUGCUCAGGAUGGGCCACCAAAAGCGCCCUAAAUUAUUAUAUGUGUUGAUGUGUUUUUCGUAAUAAACGUUAUUGAUGGUUUUUAUUGAA
Molecule: messenger RNA, 298 nt
Organism: Ceutorhynchus assimilis (cabbage seed weevil)
Lineage: Eukaryota; Metazoa; Arthropoda; Insecta; Coleoptera; Curculionidae
Source: the annotation of a GenBank genome assembly